Molecule: messenger RNA, 4593 nt
Organism: Etheostoma cragini (Arkansas darter)
Lineage: Eukaryota; Metazoa; Chordata; Actinopteri; Perciformes; Percidae
Product: EVI5-like protein
Exons: 19
Coding region: 555-3092 (845 amino acids)
Source: RefSeq, a predicted model, not a curated record
GCGCCCCACCUCGUGCCCAACAGAAGGCAAAGGACGCCAGUCACUGUGUGAUUUACUCGUAAUGAUUGAUGCUGCCGUUUAUGCCAUAUUCCCGUUAAACCGCAGGCUACAUCGCAAGGCAGUCGUGGUUAUUUUAGCAGACCUCUACAGGAAUAUGUUUUCCCUCUAAAUUCAGUUCACACACACGAGCCUCUCCGCGCGCAGAGGCGACGCGGCGCUGCCUCCCGGUUGAACGGCGGCAGGACGAUGGCACUGCGUUGGACGGUCUCUCUGUAUCUGUCCUCGGUGGUCCAUUACGAGUUUAAUUAGCUGAUAACGUUAACAUACGUUUGACAUUUAAGACGGACGGAUGUGGGAAAAACGAUAAAGGCACCGCUCUGAUUAUGGAAAAGGAGUCCAGGUUUGAAGACCUCUGAUCAUAUUGGGUCCACGGCCAGCCAGGUGGCCAAUCAGGCGACAGCCAGGCUCACUGAGGAGGGAGACCAACAGUGAGACUGGAAGACCGUCUUACCACACCCACACUGCUUCACCCAUCUCACUCCAUCGUCACUGCCAUGUCUUUACCCAGUGGCAGCCCAGAAAGAGAGGGCUCUAGUGGGGCUACCCCUGAGCUAGAGUGCCCUUCUUCUCCCCCUGGCAUGGACCCUGACCCCCUAUCAACAGGCAGCCCAGUGCUCAGCCCAGACUCUUCUUCCCAUGAUACACUGCUGUCAGCACCAGCAGCCUCCCCGGCAGACUCGGAGAACCUGAGUCCUGAAGAAUUGGAGCUACUGGCCAAGCUGGAGGAGCAGAACAGGUUGCUUGAGGCUGAUUCCAAGUCCAUGCGGUCAAUGAGCGGUUCACGACGCAACAGCGGCUCCUCACUGGUGUCCAGCUCCUCGGCCUCGUCCAACCUGUCACACCUGGAGGAGGACACCUGGAUCCUGUGGGGCCGCAUCGUCAAUGAGUGGGAAGAGUGGAGACGCAAAAAGGACAAACUCCUCAAGGAGUUGAUCAGGAAGGGCAUCCCUCAUCAUUUCCGGGCCAUUGUCUGGCAGCUACUAGGCAACGCUACUGACAUGCCGGUGAAGAACCAGUACUCUGAGCUGCUAAAGAUGUCGUCACCCUGCGAGAAACUCAUCCGCAGAGACAUUGCCCGCACCUACCCCGAGCACGAGUUCUUCAAAGGCCAGGACAGCCUGGGGCAGGAAGUCCUCUUCAAUGUCAUGAAGGCUUACUCUCUGGUGGAUCGAGAGGUGGGCUACUGCCAAGGCAGUGCAUUCAUCGUUGGUCUGUUGCUUAUGCAGAUGCCAGAGGAAGAGGCGUUUUGUGUUUUUGUGCGUCUGAUGCAGGAGUACCGUCUGAGGGAGCUGUUCAAGCCCAGCAUGGCUGAGCUGGGCCUGUGCAUUUACCAGUUUGAGUAUCUGCUACAGGAGCAACUUCCAGAGCUGAACGUCCAUUUUCGAUCCCAGAGUUUCCACACAUCCAUGUAUGCCUCGUCCUGGUUCCUCACUCUUUUCCUCACCUUCCUCCCUUUGCCUGUCGCCACACGCAUCUUUGAUAUUUUCAUGUAUGAGGGCCUAGAGAUUAUCUUCCGUGUGGGCCUGGCCAUCCUGCAGUACAACCAGACUGACCUCAUUCAGCUAGACAUGGAGGGCAUGUCGCAGCAUUUCCAGAAAGUGAUCCCCCACCAGUUUGACAGCUGCCCAGACAAGCUGAUCCUCAGGGCCUACCAGGUCAAAUACAAUCCCAAGAGGAUGAAGAAACUUGAGAAAGAAUACACCGCAAUCAAGAACAAAGAAAUGGAGGAACAGAUUGAGAUCAAGAGGUUACGCACAGAAAACAGGCUGCUGAAGCAGAGGAUUGAGACGCUGGAGAAGGGUCAGGUAACAAGGGCGCAGGAAGCGGAGGAGAACUACGUGAUCAAACGGGAGCUGGCGGUGGUGAGGCAGCAGUGCAGCACAGCCAGCGAGAGCCUCGAGAAAGCACAGGACACCAUCAGAGAGCUGAAGCAACAGAAGUACACAGAGCAGUUUGUGAGCAAUCUGCUGACCCAGCUAGAGGAGUCGAGGCUGCGCGAGGCCGAACUGCUAGGAGCGCUGAAAGAAAUGCAAGACAAGGUCCUGGACCUUGAAAAGAGAAGCACUUGUCUGCCUGAUGAGAACAACAUGGCAGCUCUGCAGGAGGAAGUGAAGCAGAUGAAGCUGAGGGAGCUGGAAACGCUGCGCUCAUUCAGAGAGAUGCAGGACACCGUCACUGAGCUCAACCAGCGCUGGCAGCAUCAUAUGUCCCGUGGCAGCAGCACAGGUGGUGGGGGAGGCCACUGGAAAGAGUCCCCGAAGAAGAAUGCCAUGAACGAGCUGCAGGACAAACUGAUGACGGUCAGACUGAGGGAGGCCCAGGCUCAGGCUGAGCUCCGAGAGGUCAAACUCAAAGCCCUGCAGCUGGAGAGCCAGAACCAGAUCCACAGCAAGCUGAUUGGUCGCAACGAUCAGGAACGCUCCGCCCUGCAGGACCGGCUCCAGAUGCUGGCCAAUCAGAACAAAGCUCUCCAGGCCCAGCUCAACGAGAUGAAAAGGAAGCAGGCCGAGUCCGACUGCAAGAGUAAAGAGGAGGUGAUGGCGGUGAGACUGAGGGAAGCAGACAGCAUGGCCGCCAUGGCUGAACUCAGGCAGAAGAUCGCUGAUCUCGAGAUACAGAAGGAGGAAGGUCUGAUCCAGGGCCAGUUGAAUCACUCAGACUCCAGACAGUACAUUAACGAGCUCCGGGAUCAAAUCACUGAGCUCAAGAACGAGAUCAGGCAGUUGCGAGGGCAGAAGGCGGCCCCCAGCUCCAGAGUCAGCAGUGGAGGCGGAUGUACCAACUACCAGGAUCUGUGUCUGGCCAGCCCCGCCUCCGCCGAGGGGGACUAUCUGAGCUCAGACGAGGACCUGCUCCCCAGCCCACUGCCUCCCAACGCUCUUUACCCUAGCCUGUCCAGCCCAUGUCACCCAUCUGCCCGCCUCGACAGCGAGGGCAGCACGGACAGCGAGGCAGAGGAGCGGGUUCUGACACAUCCAGACCCACAGCAGCUGUACGGCAGCAUGGUGUGCGCCGAGGCGCUGGAUAACUGAGACCUGGAGGGGUUGUGUGGGUUUCAUUGGAUUCCUCUGAGCUAAAGAGACGCUGAAGCUCUACAGGACGGUACUGCUACUGUAAACUGGAGCUGUAUUAUCCAAUCCAGUGCGCCACCUUGGCUUUUCCAGUGUUUACCUUUAUCUUGAUGCAGACAUAGUGGCAUUGAUUGGACCUCUUGUGAUCAUCACUUCCCGUUGUCUCACCAGUCCUGUAAGUGUCUUCAUCACCUUGUCCCCCACACUGUCAAUCCUGUGUUCUCUGUCAAAGAGGUAAUGUAAAGCCUUUCUCCUUGUUCCCACGUGUAGCUGUGCCAGAAACCCUCUGAACACAAACAUAUGACACACACACACACACACACACACACCAACAAAAUGGACAGAAACUGGACAAGGAAGACUAUUGUUGCCUCUCGCUGCUCAAGAUCGACCACUGGGCUUGAACCUGUGACUGUGAACAAGGAGUGAGACAUGGGUGGACAGAAAACAACUCUUCCCUCUUCCUAUUAACGGAGUGAUAGACUGUGUCUACCCUUAUGUGACUCUCCUUUAUGAUUGGUUCAGAGUUGAAUACAUCUUUAUCCUCUCUUUUCCCUUUUUAUGCUCUCAAUAGAAAGACACGCACAAAAAACCCAUCAGCCAGCCGUUUACCUCUCAGUUUUACAGAGAAAAUGAGUGAGUACGAGAAGGAGAGGUGCAGUGUAGGAAUAUGUGCCAGUCAAACUAGGGAUAUCACAAGAUGCCGUUCAUUAACACUAUAACAUACUACAGUAAAUAUGUGAGUUGUCUGUCUGUGGCUUGUAGGUGACGAGAAGCCAAGCAAGUUAAUACAACAGCUCAUGUCAAAACACAUUCACCAUAACCCACAGGACAAGGAAGGAAGUAACUCAACAUUGCCAAAUCGUUUUUUUUUAUUAUUAUUUAUAUGUUAUAAUUUAUUUUGAUAUUUGUUUUAUUUUUUUAUAUAUCUAUAUGAAACUAUUAGGAGUGUAGAGGUACUGACAGAGGCCAAAGUUCUACACCAUCCUUUGUGCCAACUAGUUGUCUGUUACAGGUUUACUUUGACAUUGAGUGUUUCAGAGAUGGAAAAUGUGCUGCUAUGAUUUUCGGUUUACUUCUUCCAUUUUUUUCUUUAUGUUUUCUUUUGUUAUCUUUGUGAGGUUAACAUGCAACCUCCUGUUUACUGCCAUAGAUUAGGUUGACAGCUACUGUGCAGACUGAUCCAAUCUGAAAACUGUUUAACUUGAUUCCUCCCUGGAGCUUCAUUUUACAUUUAGCAGUGAUGGGAACAAUUUGGUUUUGUUUUAAAACCAAGAAUGAUCAUUGGUUUUGUGUGAGUUAAAGGAACAGUUUGACAUUCUUGGACAUGUAUUUGCUUUCAUGCUUAGAGUUAGAUGAGAAGAUUGACACUGAUCUCCUAUCUGUCAAAUAGGACCCACAGACAGGAGGAGAUAGUUAGCUUAGCUUAGCUUGGCAUAGUGACUUCCUAUGCACAGUCAAG